AUGAGAAUAACAACCCCCUCGCUCUCCUUCCUGCGGCCGUACGCCUGGAGGCCGCUCGAGGGCCGGAACGCCGCCUACCUCCGCUUCUACCACCUGGCCCGGCCGCAGGUUGACGAGUCCAACGCCCCCAAGUAUCCCAGAAUCCGGCACGAUGGCGUUUCCAUGCGCAUCCCGACGUUCCGUGAGAAGUAUAAGCAUGUCGAGACCGGGGCCGUAGCAGAGGAGGAGGUCACCCUUCACGGCCGGGUUCAAUGGAUCCGCCGCGCAGGCUCCAAGCUUGUGUUCCUCAACCUCAAGGCCGAGUUUGAGCAAGUGCAGGGCCUAUGUAAUUUCCGGAAGCUGGAGAGCACCGGCGCCACCCUCGACCGCUUCAAGGAGCUAAGCCGGCUCGUGAAAAGAGGCGACAUAAUAUCUGUUACUGGGAAGGCUACGCGCACACCCACGGGCGAGCUGACAAUCGAGGCGACACGCUUGCCCGAGCUCAUGUCGCCCACCAUUGCCCCUCUGCCGUUCCAGCUAGCCAACGAGGACACGCGGAUCCAGCUGCGCCACGUUGACAUGCUGGUAAACCGCAAGACAAUUGAUACACUGCGCCUGCGCUCGUACAUCAUCAGGCACAUGCGCGAUUUCUUGGACGAGCGGGGCUUUCUCGAGUUCCAGACGCCCAUCCUGGCUGAUCACACCGAGGGAGCUGUCGCGCGUCCGUUUACCAUCGCCGGGAGUGACUUCCCUGGCCGCGACCUCACGCUGCGUAUUGCGCCGGAGCUCUGGCUGAAGCGCCUCGUAGUCGGCGGCGUGGACAAGGUUUUUGAGCUCGGCCCGGCCUUCCGAAACGAAGGCAUAGACCUGACCCAUAAUCCUGAGUUCACCACAUGCGAGUUCUACAAUGCCUACGCAAGCCUGGACGACCUCAUUGCCCUGACCGAGGAUUUGAUCCGUGGCACCGCCGAGCAUUGUCAGAAGCUCAUUGCCACCAAGCUCGACUCGCUGCCCUCCAUUGACGUAGACGCAUUCCGCGGCCCCUUCAAGCAGAUGGAGUUUAUUCCCUCGCUCGAGUCUUCCUUGGGGUGCCGCUUGCCGGACCUGUCGUCCGAGACUGCCUUGGAAGACCUUGUCGCCAUUCUCGAGAGCGAGGACAUUGCUGUCGAAAGACCUCUCCCCACGCUGCCCCAGCUCCUCGACAGGCUGUCGGGCCUCUACAUGGAACCGCAUUCUCUCAAGGCGCCGCUCUUCAUCACCAACCACCCUGUGUGCAUGUCUCCGCUCUCCAAGAGCUUUGUGUGUCCCAAGACGGGCCAGGCCGUGUCGGCACGGACCGAGCUGUUUGUCCUCGGGAGGGAGCUGGCCAACAUGUAUGAGGAGGAGAACGACCCCGCCGCCCAGCGGCUAAAGUUCCUCGACCAGGCCAAGCACCGCGUCCCCCUGAAUCCAGAUGACCCCGUCAUCAUCGACGAGAGCUACAUCCAGGCUCUGGAGUCUGGCCUGCCGCCCACCGGCGGCUGGGGCUGCGGUAUCGAACGCCUGGUCAUGCUGUUCUCGGGUGCGUCGAGGAUCAGCGAGUGCUUGAGCUUUGGCAACCUGAAGAACGUCAUGGGCAUACGCCCUCCAGACGCCAGGGAGCAAUACCACUUGAACACAGAAAAUCACGGGGUCCAGAGUCACACGGUCACGCAGGAGAGAAAGUGUCAAUGUGCGGAUUUCAAUAUCAAUCCUUAUGUGACUGCCUAG
Molecule: messenger RNA, 1728 nt
Organism: Lasiosphaeria miniovina
Lineage: Eukaryota; Fungi; Ascomycota; Sordariomycetes; Sordariales; Lasiosphaeriaceae
Exons: 3
Coding region: 1-1728 (575 amino acids)
Biological process (GO): mitochondrial lysyl-tRNA aminoacylation
Cellular component (GO): cytoplasm; mitochondrion
Molecular function (GO): lysine-tRNA ligase activity; tRNA binding; ATP binding
Source: RefSeq, a predicted model, not a curated record